AUGGACUGCUAUAAAUCAAAGAUCCCCGAGCUGACUUUGAACCCUAUCCUUUAUACCGUUCUUCUAACCAUCUACAUGCUUCACAACUUCACUAAGUGUCACUUUACCCUUUCUACCCCCCUGCCACCUCCAUAUCAAGCUCUUCCUGGCACUGGCCCUGUGCAGAAGAUCCCCAGGCCCUCCUACCCCCAACAUCGGCUCUCAGGUCAUUCAGAGGCAACGCCUUGGGCACAGACCGCCUCUGAUGUGGGCGUUCAGCUUGGACAGAGGUGGCCACUCAAGCAUCCUAGCAGCCAACCAGCCUCUUUGCAAGAGGUCAGAGCCCCUGAAGAGGAACCACAGAAGGCCCAGACUUACCAUCUUCCGGGAUCUCUUGAUCAGCCAGGAAGGAGCAUCCAUCAGUUUGUGGGCUCCCCUUUGGCUCCUUCUUCAUCGUUACACUAUGAUUUGGAGGACACGCCUCACCUCUUUCCAGUGGUGGAAGUGGGCCAAGCUCCAGGAGGACACCCAUCAGGUGCCAGUCUGAAGACUGAGGUCCCACAGACCUCUCAAGGGCAAGAAGCAUCAGAGCGAGAUCCUAGCAAAAAGUUUGGGCUGAAUGAUGGUCAGUUCCAUACCUCAUCAAAGGGGAAAGGGAAAAGGAAAAUCCCUUGGAUUGAAGAAGCCACCGGCGAAAAACCCAAAGAGGAGGAGGAGAGAACUCACCAUCAAUGCCAUCUAAGACCAGGGCAAAAGGGCAGCAGAGAAACAAACCUUGCAAAAAUGCCUCUGCAAAGGGGGCAGCAGAUGCCCCGAAAUCCAAAACCGUCCCUUGUGGUUUGGAAGCUCCAGAUCUCACCCAGACCAAGGUGCCUUCUGUACUUCUGAGCAUCCAUGAAGACCCGAAGGUGGUGCUUCCUGAACUCCUUCCAGAGCAGACAGCUGAACAAUGUCAUUCUUAUUCUUCCAAACUCUAUGACAGGCCAUGCCUCUUCAGCCUUGGAGAAGAGUCAGCCUAAAAGCCAAGAUAAACAGGAAGCGAGGAAAAAGGUCAGCCUGUGUGGCACAAAGAGCAGAAAGUGCUACCCCAAAAGUGAAACGGAGGGAGCCCCAAAGACAAUCCCAAAGACCAACCUGGCUUGUAAACUGAUGGAGUCUCUACAAGUCUUUCACCCACUAGGCAAGCAGACCAGUUCAACUCUGCCAAGCAAGAAAGUCGAUUCCGUUUUGCCUUACAAGUCUAUUCCGGACAGUCGUAUCCCAAAGGCCAAGCUUUUGCCUCAACCAUCAUCUCACCUAUCUUCCCAACCUCUGACUACUGCACCCAAGCCGUCCCUUCACUUCCUACCUGCCCCUCAGCUGCAUCCCCAAUGCCAACCACCAGCCCCCGCUGUCAAAAUUACCUUCCCGUCCUCUCUCCAAACCUUCAUCCCAUCCUCUGCCUCAACCACCAUCGCAGCCGUGGCAAAAACUCGCUGAUUCCUGUGCCUACUCAGCCCCCAAAGCCCCUGGGGAAGCAGGUGCCCCCUGCCACGAUCCCACCUGCCCCAAAGUCCUGGGAUUCUGGACUUCCACGCAGCAGGGAGUGGAGAAGCCAGGCUGCAGCUGGCGGGAAAACCACCAGUCUGGGGUCAAAGCCCACUGACUUAGGUCUGAAUGUUGGGCGCCUCGGCCACAUUAAAGCACCAGCCAAAGUCCCACUGC
Thamnophis elegans (Western terrestrial garter snake) is the source of this 1683-nucleotide messenger RNA. RefSeq lists its product as uncharacterized. The coding region runs from base 1 to 867 and encodes 288 amino acids. The transcript is spliced from 5 exons. Lineage: Eukaryota; Metazoa; Chordata; Lepidosauria; Squamata; Natricidae. The record is from RefSeq and is a predicted model, not a curated record.